Molecule: messenger RNA, 7776 nt
Organism: Echinops telfairi (small Madagascar hedgehog)
Lineage: Eukaryota; Metazoa; Chordata; Mammalia; Afrosoricida; Tenrecidae
Gene: KALRN
Product: kalirin RhoGEF kinase
Exons: 50
Coding region: 56-7270 (2404 amino acids)
Biological process (GO): intracellular signal transduction; axon guidance
Cellular component (GO): postsynaptic density; cytoplasm
Molecular function (GO): protein binding; guanyl-nucleotide exchange factor activity
Source: RefSeq, a predicted model, not a curated record
GGUGGGCCGAGACUCUGCUGAGGGGACUGGCUGUGAAGGAUGAGUUCAGGGGGGGAUGACGGACCGCUUCUGGGACCAGUGGUAUCUCUGGUAUCUUCGCUUGCUCCGGCUGCUGGACCGAGGAUCUUUUCGGAAUGAUGGUUUGAAAGCUUCUGAUGUCCUUCCCAUCCUAAAGGAAAAAGUGGCCUUCGUGUCUGGGGGCCGUGAUAAGCGAGGUGGACCCAUCCUGACCUUUCCUGCCCGCAGCAAUCAUGACAGAAUAAGACAGGAAGACCUGCGGAAGCUCGUGACGUAUUUGGCCAGCGUGCCAAGUGAGGACGUGUGCAAACGUGGCUUCACCGUCAUCAUCGACAUGCGGGGCUCCAAGUGGGACCUCAUCAAGCCCCUCCUCAAGACGCUGCAGGAAGCCUUCCCCGCCGAGAUCCAUGUGGCCCUCAUCAUCAAACCCGACAACUUCUGGCAGAAGCAGAAGACCAACUUCGGCAGCUCCAAGUUCAUCUUUGAGACCAGCAUGGUAUCCGUGGAAGGCCUCACGAAGCUGGUGGACCCCUCUCAGCUGACGGAGGAGUUUGACGGCUCCCUGGACUACAACCACGAAGAGUGGAUCGAGCUGCGGCUCUCCCUGGAGGAGUUCUUCAACAGCGCGGUGCACCUGCUCUCGCGCCUCGAGGACCUGCAGGAGAUGCUGGCCCGGAAGGAGUUCCCAGUGGACGUGGAGGGCUCGAGGCGGCUCAUUGACGAGCACACACAGCUCAAGAAGAAGGUGCUCAAGGCCCCCGUGGAGGAGCUGGACCGGGAGGGGCAGCGGCUGCUGCAGUGCAUCCGCUGCAGUGACGGCUUCUCAGGGCGCAACUGCAUCCCCGGCAGCGCUGACUUCCAGAGCCUGGUCCCCAAGAUCACCAGCCUCCUGGACAAGCUGCACUCCACCCGGCAGCACCUGCACCAGAUGUGGCACGUGCGCAAGCUCAAGCUGGACCAGUGCUUCCAGUUGCGGCUCUUCGAGCAGGAUGCAGAGAAGAUGUUUGACUGGAUAAGCCACAACAAGGAGUUGUUCCUGCAGAGCCACACGGAAAUCGGAGUCAGCUACCAGCACGCCCUAGACCUACAGACGCAGCACAAUCACUUUGCCAUGAACUCCAUGAAUGCCUACGUUAACAUCAACCGCAUCAUGUCGGUGGCCUCCCGCCUCUCGGAGGCUGGCCACUAUGCCUCACAGCAGAUCAAGCAGAUCUCCACGCAGCUGGACCAGGAGUGGAAGAGCUUCGCCGCGGCCCUGGACGAGCGCAGCACCAUCCUCGCCAUGUCCGCCGUGUUCCACCAGAAGGCCGAGCAGUUCUUGUCGGGCGUGGAUGCCUGGUGCAAGAUGUGCAGCGAAGGUGGCCUGCCGUCCGAGAUGCAGGACCUGGAGCUGGCGAUCCACCACCACCAAACCUUGUAUGAGCAAGUGACCCAGGCCUACACGGAGGUCAGCCAGGACGGCAAAGCCCUGCUGGAUGUGCUGCAGCGCCCCCUGAGCCCUGGGAACUCCGAGUCCCUCACAGCCACGGCCAACUACUCCAAGGCGGUGCACCAGGUGCUGGACGUGGUGCACGAGGUGCUGCACCACCAGCGGCGGCUCGAGAGCAUCUGGCAGCACCGCAAGGUGCGGCUCCACCAGCGGCUGCAGCUCUGUGUCUUCCAGCAGGAUGUCCAGCAGGUGCUGGACUGGAUUGAAAACCAUGGUGAGGCCUUUCUCAGCAAACACACUGGGGUUGGGAAGUCCCUGCAUCGAGCCCGGGCCCUGCAGAAGAGGCAUGAUGACUUUGAAGAAGUGGCUCAGAAUACGUACACCAACGCGGACAAGCUCCUGGAAGCGGCGGAGCAGCUGGCUCAGACGGGGGAAUGUGACCCCGAAGAGAUCUACAAAGCCGCGCGGCACCUGGAGGUGCGGAUCCAAGACUUCGUGCGCAGGGUGGAGCAGCGCAAGCUUCUCCUGGACAUGUCUGUCUCCUUCCACACACACACCAAAGAGCUGUGGACAUGGAUGGAGGACCUUCAGAAGGAGAUGCUGGAGGACGUCUGUGCAGACUCGGUGGAUGCAGUGCAGGAACUGAUCAAGCAGUUCCAGCAGCAGCAGACAGCCACCCUGGAUGCUACACUCAACGUCAUCAAGGAGGGCGAAGACCUGAUCCAGCAGCUCAGGUCAGCGCCUCCCUCCCUGGGGGAGCCCAGCGAGGCCAGGGACUCCGCGGUAGCCAACAACAAGAUGCCCCACAGCAGCUCCAUCAGCCACAUCGAGUCGGUGCUACAGCAGCUGGACGACGCGCAGGUGCAGAUGGAGGAGCUCUUCCAUGAGCGCAAGAUUAAGCUGGACAUCUUCCUGCAGCUGCGCAUCUUUGAGCAAUAUACCAUUGAGGUGACAGCCGAGCUGGAUGCCUGGAAUGAGGACUUGCUCCGGCAGAUGAAUGACUUCAACACGGAGGAUCUGACGCUGGCAGAGCAGCGGCUGCAGCGCCACACAGAACGGAAGCUAGCCAUGAACAACAUGACCUUUGAGGUCAUCCAGCAGGGCCAGGAUCUGCACCAGUACAUCAUGGAGGUCCAAGCCUCAGGAAUUGAAUUAAUCUGUGAGAAAGACAUUGACCUGGCAGCCCAGGUGCAAGAGCUACUGGAAUUUCUCCAUGAGAAGCAGCAUGAACUGGAGCUCAAUGCUGAGCAGACCCAUAAGCGGCUAGAGCAGUGCCUGCAACUGCGGCACCUCCAGGCGGAGGUCAAGCAGGUCCUGGGAUGGAUCCGCAACGGGGAGUCCAUGCUCAGCGCCAGCCUGGUCAACGCCAGCUCGUUGUCUGAGGCAGAGCAACUGCAGCGGGAACACGAGCAGUUCCAGCUGGCCAUCGAGUCCCUCUUUCAUGCCACUUCCUUGCAGAAGACACACCAGAGCGCCCUGCAGGUGCAGCAGAAAGCCGAGGCCCUGCUCCAGGCUGGCCACUACGAUGCGGAGGCCAUCCGGGAAUGUGCCGAGAAGGUGGCCCUGCACUGGCAGCAGCUCAUGCUGAAGAUGGAAGACCGGCUGAAGCUGGUCAAUGCCUCGGUGGCCUUUUACAAAACCUCAGAGCAGGUGUGUAGUGUCUUGGAAAGCUUGGAGCAAGAGUACCGGAGGGAUGAGGACUGGUGCGGCGGACGAGAUAAACUGGGCCCGGCAGCAGAGAUCGACCACGUCAUUCCUCUCAUCAGCAAACAUUUGGAACAAAAGGAGGCCUUUCUGAAGGCCUGCACCCUGGCGCGGCGGAACGCGGAGGUCUUUCUCAAGUACAUCCACAGGAACAACGUCAGCAUGCCCAGUGUCGCCAGCCAUACCCGAGGGCCUGAGCAGCAAGUCAAAGCCAUCUUGAGUGAGCUCUUGCAGAGGGAGAACCGAGUCCUGCACUUCUGGACCUUGAAGAAGCGGCGGUUAGACCAGUGUCAACAAUACGUGGUGUUUGAACGCAGUGCCAAGCAGGCCCUGGACUGGAUCCAAGAAACAGGUGAAUAUUACCUCUCAACACAUACCUCCACCGGAGAGACCGCUGAGGAGACUCAGGAACUGCUGAAAGAAUAUGGGGAAUUCAGGGUGCCUGCCAAGCAAACCAAGGAGAAGGUGAAGCUUCUGAUCCAGCUGGCGGAUAGCUUUGUGGAAAAGGGCCAUAUUCAUGCCACGGAGAUCAGGAAAUGGGUGACCACGGUGGACAAGCACUAUAGGGACUUCUCCUUGCGGAUGGGCAAGUACCGGUACUCUCUGGAGAAAGCCCUCGGAGUCAACACAGAGGACAACAAGGACCUGGAGCUGGACAUCAUCCCAGCAAGCCUUUCCGAUCGUGAGGUCAAACUGCGGGAUGCCAACCACGAGAUCAACGAGGAGAAGCGGAAGUCAGCCCGGAAAAAAGAGUUCAUCAUGGCUGAGCUGCUCCAGACAGAAAAGGCAUAUGUAAGGGACUUGCAUGAGUGCAUGGAGACCUACCUUUGGGAAAUGACCAGUGGCGUGGAGGAAAUUCCCCCUGGGAUCCUCAAUAAAGAGCAUAUCAUCUUUGGGAACAUCCAGGAGAUCUACGAUUUUCAUAACAACAUCUUCCUCAAAGAGUUGGAGAAGUACGAGCAGCUGCCUGAGGAUGUGGGACACUGCUUUGUGACCUGGGCAGACAAAUUUCAGAUGUAUGUCACCUACUGUAAAAACAAGCCUGAUUCCAACCAGCUGAUCCUGGAGCACGCAGGCACCUUCUUUGAUGAGAUACAGCAGCGGCAUGGCCUGGCCAACUCCAUCUCUUCCUACCUAAUUAAACCUGUCCAGAGGAUCACCAAGUACCAACUGCUCCUGAAGGAGCUGUUAACUUGCUGUGAAGAAGGGAAAGGGGAGCUCAAGGACGGCCUGGAGGUGAUGCUCAGUGUCCCAAAGAAAGCCAACGACGCCAUGCAUGUCAGCAUGCUGGAAGGGUUCGACGAGAACCUGGAUGUGCAGGGGGAGCUGAUCCUCCAAGAUGCCUUUCAAGUGUGGGACCCCAAGUCGCUGAUCCGGAAGGGGCGGGAGCGGCACUUGUUCCUCUUUGAGAUCGCCUUGGUUUUUAGCAAGGAGAUCAAAGACUCUGCAGGACACACAAAAUAUGUUUACAAGAACAAGCUGCUGACCUCAGAGCUGGGUGUGACGGAGCACGUAGAGGGCGACCCCUGCAAGUUCGCCUUGUGGUCUGGGCGUACCCCAUCCUCAGACAAUAAAACAGUGCUGAAAGCCUCCAACAUCGAAACCAAGCAGGAGUGGAUCAAGAAUAUCCGAGAGGUGAUUCAAGAAAGGAUCAUUCACUUGAAAGGAGCUUUAAAGGAGCCAAUCCAGCUCCCCAAAACACCAGCCAAACAGAGGAACAACAGUAAGAGGGAUGGUGUGGAGGAUGUGGACAGCCAGGGGGAUGGGAGCAGCCAGCCGGACACCAUCUCCAUUGCCUCGAGGACCUCUCAGAACACAGUGGACAGUGACAAGCUCUCCGGCGGCUGUGAGUUGACGGUGGUCCUGCAGGACUUCAGCGCAGGCCACAGCAGUGAGCUGACCAUCCAGGUGGGCCAGACGGUGGAGCUGCUGGAGCGGCCGAGUGAGAGACCCGGCUGGUGUCUGGUCCGCACCACCGAGCGGAGUCCCCCCCAGGAGGGCCUGGUCCCCAGCAGUGCGCUGUGCAUCUCCCACUCCCGGAGCAGUGUGGAGAUGGACUGCUUCUUCCCCUUGGUGAAAGAUGCGUACUCUCAUUCCUCCAGUGAAAACGGGGGCAAAUCUGAGUCGGUGGCCAACCUGCAGGCCCAGUCCUCCCUGAACUCCGUCCACAGUUCCCCGGGGCCCAGGAGGUCCACCAACACGCUCAAGAAGUGGCUGACCAGUCCGGUGCGCCGGCUCAACAGCGGGAAGGCAGAUGGGAAUAUCAAAAAGCAGAAGAAAGUACGAGACGGUCGGAAGAGCUUUGACCUGGGAUCUCCCAAGCCUGGGGAUGAGACGACCCCGCAGGGAGACAGUGCGGAUGAGAAGAGCAAGAAAGGUUGGGGAGAAGAUGAACCAGAUGAAGAAUCACACACACCCCUCCCUCCGCCUAUGAAGAUCUUCGACAAUGACCCUGCCCAGGAUGAGAUGUCUUCCUCUUUGCUAGCAGCGCGCCAGGCCUCCGCCGAAGUCCCCGCCGCCGCCGACCUUGUCAGUGCAAUAGAGCAGUUGGUCAAAAGCAAGCUGAGUCUAGAAGAAGGCUCCUACCGGGGAAGCUUGAAAGACCCCUCAGGCUGCCUGAAUGAGGGGAUGGCCCCUCCCACUCCCCCCAGAAACCUGGAAGAAGAGCAGAAAGCCAAGGCGCUGCGAGGCCGGAUGUUUGUCCUGAAUGAGCUGGUACAGACGGAAAAAGACUACGUCAAGGACCUAGGGGUCGUGGUGGAGGGCUUCAUGAAGAGAAUCGAAGAAAAGGGCGCCCCCGAGGACAUGCGAGGGAAAGACAAGAUCGUGUUUGGGAACAUCCACCAGAUUUACGACUGGCAUAAAGACUUUUUCCUGGCAGAACUGGAAAAAUGCGUGCAGGAGCAAGACAGGCUGGCCCAGCUCUUCAUCAAGCACGAGCGCAAGCUGCACAUCUAUGUGUGGUACUGUCAGAACAAGCCGCGCUCCGAGUACAUCGUUGCUGAGUACGAUGCCUACUUUGAAGAGCUGAAACAUGAGAUCAAUCAAAGGCUGACGCUUAGCGACUUCCUCAUCAAGCCCAUUCAGAGAAUAACCAAGUACCAGCUGCUCCUCAAGGACUUCCUGAGAUACAGCGAGAAGGCUGGUCUGGAGUGCACAGAUAUCGAGAAAGCCGUGGAGCUAAUGUGCCUUGUUCCGAAACGCUGCAAUGACAUGAUGAAUCUGGGACGCCUCCAGGGCUUUGAGGGCACCCUGACCGCUCAGGGGAAGCUGCUGCAGCAGGACACAUUCUACGUGAUUGAGCUGGAUGUGGGCAUGCAGUCCCGGACCAAGGAGCGGCGCGUGUUCCUCUUCGAGCAAAUUGUCAUCUUCAGUGAGCUGCUCAGGAAGGGCUCCCUAACACCAGGCUACAUGUUCAAGAGGAGCAUCAAGAUGAAUUACUUGGUCCUGGAAGAGAACGUGGACAAUGACCCCUGCAAGUUUGCGCUCAUGAACCGGGAGACCUCGGAGAGGGUCAUUCUGCAGGCCGCCAACGCUGACAUCCAGCAGGCCUGGGUGCAAGACAUUAAUCAAGUCUUGGAAACACAGCGAGACUUCUUAAAUGCACUGCAGUCGCCCAUCGAGUAUCAGCGGAAAGAAAACCGCACAGCCGGGAUGCGGCCCCAGCCCACCAGGCUCCCCCAAGCCAGCCCCAGGCCUUACUCUUCUGUCCCCAUGGGCCCUGACAAGCCUCCCAAGGGCUCCAGCGCUGCCCCGCCGCUGCCACCCCUGAAGAUAUCUACCUCCAAUGGCAGUCCAGGGUUCGACUACCACCAGCCUGGUGACAAGUAUGAGACCGGCAAGCCAAACGACCUGGGAGGCAGCGACGGGAACAUCUCCAUGGCGGUCAUUCAAGACUACUAUGCACUGAAGGAGAAUGAAAUCUCUGUGAGCCAAGGCGAGGUGGUCCAGGUCCUCGCCGUCAACCAGCAGAACAUGUGCCUGGUGUACCAGCCUGCCAGCGACCACUGCCCCGCCGCCGAGGGCUGGGUCCCAGGCAGCAUCCUGGCGCCGCUCACCAAAGCCACGGCGGCCACUGCAGAAAACAGUGAUGGGAGCAUCAAAACCGAACCCUACUGAGGCCCUAGGUGACCAUGCCUUCCGUUGCUCCAUUUGACCUACCACAGGACUCACUGGACUGGACUUCUAUUUAUGUUGUAUUAAGUGACUUCUCUCUAUAUAUUUUUUACCGACACCAAAAGGUUACCUUAGCACAAAUGCCAAGCCUGCCCGGGUCACAGGCCCGCUGCUUCUCCCACGAGAGAGGGACGUUUUUGGUUGUGUGUGGCAAUUUUCUCUGUACAGAUUGUAACUUGUUUUUUUCCUUAAAACCUUCCCCCGCUCCCCAUCACGUUAAUAUAUGUUCAUGGUCCUUUGUAAGAUAUUUCUUUUCCUUCCUUUGAUUGCGAAGACCCUUCUGAACACAUUCCUGUGUAAGAUACUUUGCACUAUUUAAAGACAACCGUAUGGAUAAAGUCAGGUUGUGCAAUAUAUUGAAGAGUCACAGUGGUCAUCAUUGUACCUGUCAUGUAACUAAUAACUUUAAAUGUACUAUUUUAAAUAUGUAAAAUAAAUUUUCACCAUGA